Molecule: messenger RNA, 2438 nt
Organism: Striga hermonthica
Lineage: Eukaryota; Viridiplantae; Streptophyta; Magnoliopsida; Lamiales; Orobanchaceae
Source: the annotation of a GenBank genome assembly
AUGCCUUCCCCCUUCCACACCGCCGUGCUCGGCUCUUCCAUCGUCUACCCUAACGCCGUCGCUUGGUCGGAGGAGAACCUGGUCGCGGUGGCCGGCGGCAACACCGUCACGAUCUUGAAUCCUGGCAAUCCUGGAGCUCGAGGCGUGAUUACCAUCCCUGUCAGCAAGCCUUUCCCCCUCGGUGUGGUCGAUGGCGAAGGGAGAGAUUUGCUAAAUGGGUGCACGCUACCGUGUAUCUUGGCGCGGGAUAAUCGUCCUUGUGUUAGGUCGAUUUCUUGGUCCCCGGUGGGCUUAGCCAACAAUGCCGGUUGUUUGCUUGCUGUUUGCACUACUGCGGGACGUGUGAAACUUUACCGCUUUCCUUUCUGUGAAUUUUCGGUGGAGUGGAUUGAGGUUUUGGACAUAUCAGAGUUGCUGUACAAUCAUUUCAAGAGUACCAAUUUUGGGGAUAAUCAAAUUGUGUCCACGGAAAUUUCAGAUGUGAUAGCAAGAAAAGAAGUUGUAGAUUAUGGAUGUGCGGAUGAGCCUCCUGUAUCUAGUUUAAGAAAGGGCCCUAAAAGAAAGAAACAGAAUGCAAUUAUUAUAGCUGAAUCAGAUUCAGACAACUUGAGAGAGACAAAUACACUGCAACUUGUUCCUGUCUCAUUCUAUAAAAGUCUAGAGAAAGUGACUGAUGACCGGAAUUUGCCUAUAUUAACCAAGCAGCAGUAUGCCUCCCGCAGUGAAAUGCUGAUGUCAAUUGCUAUUGCUUGGUCUCCAAUUCUGGGAACAUCUGGGAAUGGUGUUGCUUCUCCUCAAAACUCGUCCGAUUACUGCUCUGUUCUUGCUGUUGGAGGGAAGUGUGGAAGACUUUCAUUUUGGAGAAUCCAUGCACCCGAUUGCUAUGCAGUUGAUAACCCUAAGUACUCGAGUAAUGUAUUGCUUGUUGGCCUUCUUAAGGCACAUGAUGCUUGGAUCACGGCGAUUAAUUGGGCGAUAUGUGGCUGUAAUGAUGAGCCCCAGUUAAUAUUGGCCACUGGAAGUUCUGAUGGUAGUGUGAAGAUUUGGCUGGUGAAUGGUGAGGAACUACUGAAAUCAUCAGAAGUGAUCUACAAUUCCUUUACCCUAUUUAAGGAGGCCAUAGCGGUUGAUCAUGCAACAAUUUCCGUACUGUCGCUUACAAUACCCUCUCAAUCACCAUGGAGACUGUUCUUAGCUGUUGGCAAAGGUUCUGGGUCAUUUGAAGUGUGGAUCAUUGACAUGCUUACCUGCAAUUUCGAUAGAGUUGGCUGUUAUAGUGCACAUGAUCGAAUUGUUACUGGUUUAACCUGGGCUUUCAGUGGACGCUGUUUGUACAGCUGCGGCCAGGAGAACUCCGUGAAGAGCUGGAUGUUAGUUGAAAACUCUCUGUGUGAAGUCCCUAUUCCAUCAUAUUCUCCUGGUUUGAAGAGUUCCUGUGAUGUUCCUUAUGCUUUCGAUUCGUGCUUUGGUCUGACAGUAUCCCCUGGAAAUUUGGCAAUUGCAGUGGCUCGUGGAUUUGACAUUGAUCUAUUACAUCCUAUGUACCAGGGAAGAAGUCACAGAGCUGCCAUCGAAUUCUUUUGGAUCGGGGGGCAGCAACUGGACUCUUCUUUUGGUCGAGAUACAGAAAAUAAACCAUUUCCUGGAAUCCAGGAAAAAGAACUGGUUUGGUGGGAAAGGAACUUAUUGUGGUCUUUGGAUCAGUAUGCAGACUUCAAUAGGUUUUUGACCAUUUGGGAUAUUAUGACUGCUCUCUUGGCCUUCAAGCAGUCUUCAUCUGGGCACACAGAGUGUAUUCUACUGAAAUGGCUGACAUCUCACUUAAAGUCGCAGUUUGGUAAUUCCGUUGCAGCUUUGCCUGAACUGAUUAAGUGUCUUCCCAAGGUCUCUUCCCGUCAUUUGCACCUCAUCAACAUCAUUAGUAGGCGUGUUGUUCUUAAAGGAUAUAAAGCCGACAAUACGAGUGGCAAACAGCAAGAAUUAGAAAAUUUUGGUGUUACCAAGGAUGGCCAGGCGAAUAAAUGGAUGGAGUUUCUUUCGAGCUGCGAAAGUGAACUCUUGGAGAGGCUUGUCCGUUUUUGUUUUUCCACCAUGUUGAGUUGGCAAUCUAAUUCAUCAGUGGAGUUUUACCGAGUUGGUUGCUGGAGUCCUGAUGGAUUGGCGCAGAUGGAGCAAUGGGUUUCAAAAAGUGGGAAGAAUCUGAAGGAUCAUACCAAAUUUCUAGCUGCCGAAGUUGGAAAAGUUGAGAAAAGGAGAUUAAAAGACCUUUUUAGGUAUGAUGUGGAAGAGUGGUGCAAUUUCUGUUCAGCUGUUGUGCCAUUUGAAUCAAAAGACAAUGCAGUUUGCUCAGGAGUAAGCUAUGAUAAUGGGACCUGUCAAAAACAUAAGCUAAAAAGAUGCGCCAUAUCCAUGCAGAUACUCCCUACUAAACCCUCCUG